AUGGCGGGCAGCAGGCGUCCAUCGUUCAGCGACACGGUCGAGAUCGUCCAGUUCGUCGCGGACGGUGCGAAGGGCGAGGUCCAGUACGUGGAGAUCUCGGGGGCGAGGCGAGAGCCGUCGCCGAUCCCCGCGAAGAUGGUUCCGUGCAGCCGCGCUUCCGGGCGCCCGGUGCGGGCGUCCUCCUCUCGCACGGCAGCGUGGGGCGGCUCGUGGAGUGCGUCCUCCAGUCCAGAUUCUGGCUCCUCGAGCGGCACCCUCGCCACCACGUCCGACGACAGCGACGCGGAGGAGGAAGUCUUCGAAGAGAGCGUGUUGGCGAAGACGGCCCAGAGGCGGCGCAUUCGGCGCAGCGUGACUGCCAACCUCGGAUCAGGCCUUUCCCUACACACCUUGCCAUCGAUGGCCAUGUCGAGGCUCCUCUCACGGCGCCAAGGGUUCCUCAAAGCAGAGAGUCUUGCCUAG
This is a messenger RNA of Prorocentrum cordatum, 462 nucleotides long. The record is from the annotation of a GenBank genome assembly. NCBI's taxonomy places the organism in Eukaryota, Dinophyceae, Prorocentrales, Prorocentraceae.